AUGUAUGCAGCUCUCACAAACCCCACUGUACGUAAGUUUUUCUGCAGGGCACGAGCCCACAGUCUGCAAGGAGGGAAGUCUGGAACAAAACCUUCAGAAACAAGUGAAAUCCCCCAGCGAAAGGAGUUUUGUCACUGGCCAUGCAGCUGCCCGCUCGUGCCAACCUGCGCCCCGGGGAUAAGUUUGGUAAAAGAUGGUUGUGGCUGCUGCAAGGUCUGUGCCAGGCAGUCCGGAGAGACCUGCAACGAAGCGGCUGUGUGUGACCCCCACAAAGGCCUCUACUGUGACUACUCCGAAGACAAGCCUAGGUAUGAAACAGGCGUGUGUGCAUAUCUUGUAGCUGUAGGAUGUGAGCUCAAUGGAGUUUAUUAUCUUAAUGGACAGACCUUCCAACCUAACCCUCUUUAUAAGUGCCUGUGUGUCAGUGGUGCAAUUGGAUGUACACCUGCAUUCAUACCGAAAUUAGCAGCAAGCCCCUGCACCAGGGUCAAGGGCAGGAAGAAGCUUGGACAAUCCAACUGUGGUCCUGGACAGCACAAGCAACUUCAAUCAACAAGUUACAGACUCAUGUCAGCUUACAGAAACUUACCACUAGUUUUGAAGAAGAAGUGUCUAGUACAGGCAACUCCUUGGACAGCCUGUUCCCGGACCUGCGGCAUAGGCAUAUCCAGUAGAGUGACCAAUGAAAACAGCAAAUGUGAAAUGAGAAAAGAAAAGAGAUUAUGCUUCAUUCAGCCUUGCCAGACUAAUAUACUGAAGACGAUAAAGAUUCCAAAAGGAAAAACAUGUCAGCCGACAUUCCAGCUUCCUACAGCCGAAAAACUAAUCUUUUCCGGAUGUUCAACCACACAAAGCUACAAACUAACUUUCUGUGGAGUAUGUUUGGACAAGAAAUGUUGCAUACCUAGUAAGUCCAAAAUGAUCACGGUGCAGUUUGAGUGUCCCAAUGAAGGCUCCUUCAAGUGGAAGAUGAUGUGGGUAACAUCUUGCGUAUGUCAGAGGAUUUGCAGUGAUCCAAGAGAUAUAUUUUCUGAACUCAAGAUUUUAUAA
Messenger RNA from Tinamus guttatus (white-throated tinamou), 1050 nucleotides. It is a transcript of the gene CCN6, whose product is annotated as cellular communication network factor 6. Gene Ontology annotation, cellular component: extracellular region; extracellular matrix. NCBI's taxonomy places the organism in Eukaryota, Metazoa, Chordata, Aves, Tinamiformes, Tinamidae. Gene Ontology annotation, biological process: signal transduction; cell adhesion; positive regulation of cell differentiation. Gene Ontology annotation, molecular function: integrin binding; heparin binding. The record is from RefSeq and is a predicted model, not a curated record.